Messenger RNA from Marmota monax (woodchuck), 1252 nucleotides. Its product is annotated as sulfotransferase 2A1. The coding region runs from base 57 to 914 and encodes 285 amino acids. The record is from RefSeq and is a predicted model, not a curated record. NCBI's taxonomy places the organism in Eukaryota, Metazoa, Chordata, Mammalia, Rodentia, Sciuridae. Gene Ontology annotation, molecular function: sulfotransferase activity. Gene Ontology annotation, cellular component: cytoplasm. Gene Ontology annotation, biological process: sulfation. The transcript has 6 exons.
AUCUCCCACAAGGUCCAAUGGUGUGAACCUCAGCACAGCACAGAGAAAUCAUCAUCAUGACAGAUGGCUACCUGUGGUUUGAAGGGUUACCUUUCCCUUCUAUUGAUUACAGCUAUGAAGGCCUAAAAGAAGCAUGUACUAAAUUUGUGAUAAAGGAUGAAGAUACAGUAAUGGUGUCAUACCCUAAGUCAGGAACCCACUGGUUGAUUGAAAUUCUCUGCCUGAUUCACUCCAAAGGCGAUACCACGUGGAUUCGAUCUGCGUCCAUCUGGGAUCGUGCACCCUGGUUAGAGAUAGAUUCAGGAAACAAAUUGUUAAAGGAGAGAGAGGGCCCACGGCUCCUGGCCUCUCACCUCCCCUUCCAUCUCUUCCCUAAGUCUUUUUUCAUUUCCAAGGCCAAGGUGAUAUAUAUCAUGAGAAAUCCCAAAUAUGUCCUCGUGUCAAGUUACUAUCAUUGGUCCAUGAAAAAACUUACUAAGAAACCAGAGUCACUGGAUCAAUAUUUUCAGUGGUUCCUCCAAGGCCACGUGCCCUAUGGAUCAUGGUUUGAGCACAUUCGUGGCUGGAUGUCCAUGAGAGACAGGGAGAACGUCCUGCUGCUGAGUUAUGAAGAGCUGCAGAAGGACCCAAGAAGCACCAUAGAGAAGAUCUGUCAAUUCCUGGGAAAGAAGUUAAAUCCAGAAGAACUGGACUCAGUCCUCAAGAAUAGCUCCUUCCAUGUCAUGAAAGAAAACAAGAUGUCCAAUUUAGAGACGUUGCCUGAAACUCGUGUUGAUAAGGAUUUCAAAAUUACAAGAAAAGGCAUCUCUGGGGACUGGAAGAAUCACCUCACAGUGGCCCAAGCUGAAGCCUUGGAUAAAUUAUACCAGGAGAAGAUGGCGGGUUUCCCCAAAGAGCUGUUCCCAUGGGAGUAAUGUCCAAAAAUUCUGGAGCUUUUAUGGAUACUGACAUUGUUUCCUGUCUUGGGAUAUUUACAGGAUUGGGAGGUUCUUAAUAUAAAAACCAUUUCUAUGAGAAAAGGAAGGAAAAGAUAUGAUAACAUAAAGAACCAAUGAAAUGUAAAAUAAUAAAUGAGUAAAAGGAAGUCUAGUCAGUCAGAGGAAGGAGAAUGGGUAAGGGGGGCGCACAGCAGAGAAAGAAGGAUUGUGAUCUAAAAUUGAUUGCAUGGAUGACUUUUUACGGAAGAUCUCAACACUAUGUAUAUAACAAUAACAGCUGUGUCAAAAAAUAAAAAAACCAAUUUGCCAUUCUG